This is a messenger RNA of Didymodactylos carnosus, 870 nucleotides long. NCBI's taxonomy places the organism in Eukaryota, Metazoa, Rotifera, Eurotatoria, Philodinida, Philodinidae. The record is from the annotation of a GenBank genome assembly.
AUGUCCGGUGUAGAUCGACAAAUGUUAGAUCAAAUGGUCAAUUUUUACAAUCAAAAAAUGAACGGACAGACUAACGGCAGAUUAACUAUUGCUACUGAUCCAUCUCACAACACACCAUUAUCAACACUUACAAUGAGCACGGGUUUUGAGUCAAUGGAUCGUACACCACCGCAACGUACGAGAAAUAAUUUUGACAGUCAAUUGUCAACAGAGGCAGCAACUCUACCGCACAAUAUUCUUUCUGAUAAUGAUAAUGGGUAUAUAAAUGCACUAUUCGAUGAUCCAUUUCGCUAUCAUUUGAACGAUACAGUAUUAUCCGGUGGUUCAGCUCAUCAACAGUUUUCAAUGGCAUCUGAUUUUCAACACAAUCAAACUCGUACUGAAAGAGUAUAUAAACCCUAUACACUUCGUUUCCCUGAUAAUACAAAUUUUAAUGAAUUAGAAAAUAAUGAAGAACAUUCAAUGCGUUAUCUCGACGUUAAACCCUAUUUGGAACUGGUUACUGGAAAAAAUUUCAAUCUUCCCAAUGUUGACAUGUACGGAUAUAUUAAUUAUCCAUACAAUUAUAUUGAACCACCAUGGCAUUUUGAUAAUAACGAUGAACAAUCUGGCAUGGUGAAUCAUAAUCCUCCACCAGCGGCUAUAAAUGUAAAAGAUUUAGAGUAUAUAGAUACAGACACGUCGUUCACUGAUACAUUACCACCAUCAGUUCCACACACUAUGGUUCAUUCUGAACGACAUGAAUGGGUACCAUUACCGAAACUGCUGUACGAUCAUUUUGUACCAUUAGUUCCAACUAGACGUCUAGUAUUUCGUCGUGAUAUGAAUGUACAAGAUUUUGCAUUUGAUACGGAGAAACCGCGACUAUAA